GGAAGGAAGAGCAACAGCAGGGCUUUGUUGUGGAAAAGACUGAAGAUAUCAUCUGGGAUUUUCUCCAUCAUGUUGUAAUACUAAUGGACAUUUCUGCUUUACAACAUACCAAUUGAUUCCUUUAAAUCGGAACCACUCCCAGCAGCCCGUUCUCUGCUAGAGUGAAUGAGACAUUGAGAUGUCACUCAAUAAAGAACUUUAAAUUGCACCUUUGCAAGGACAUUACAAUUAUUGCAAUAAAAGUUUGUGUCAAAAGCUAGACUCCCUGCAUGGGUGAAUACUGCUUCAAUCAAAAGUAAGCUACUCAAAAUUACACCAUUUUAUCUUCAAUUUGACACCUCUGUCUCCCGUCUCUGGCUGGUCCUCCACACUCCACUCCCUGUCAGCAUGAGUGACUCACAGGAAGCGACAUCCCCGGUGGCAGGCAUCGGAGGACCUGCUGCCUGCGUGUCCAAGGUGGAGCUGCGUGUGUCCUGUAAGUCCCUGUUGGACCGUGACACGCUCAACAAGUCUGACCCGUGCGUCAUGCUUAUGGUUCAGAAUCAAGGCCAAUGGACAGAAUUGGACCGUACUGAAGUGAUCAAGAGUAACCUGAAUCCAGUCUUCGCUAAAGUCUUAAUGCUGGACUAUUACUUCGAGGAAGUACAGAAACUGCGCUUUGAAGUCUACGACAUCCAUGGAACUCACAGUAUUGGAACUCGCGAUGACGACUUCCUGGGUGGUGUGGAAUGCACACUUGGACAGAUAGUGGCCCAAAAAAAGAUGGUGAAACCUCUUCUUCUGAAAUAUGGAAAAUAUGCUGGAAAAUCAACAAUUACAAUUCAUGCAGAAGAGAUUUCUGGAAACAAUGGCUAUGUGGAGCUUUCCUUCUGUGCCAAAAAGUUGGAUGAUAAGGAUCUCUUCAGCAAGUCAGAUCCAUUCUUGGAGAUUUACCGGAUUAAUGAUGAUGGAACAGAACAGCUUGUACACAGAACUGAAGUAAUCAAAAACAACCUGAACCCUGUGUGGGAGCCUUUUAAAGUGUCUCUCAUUUCUCUGUGCAGCUGUGACGACGAAAGAAAGUUAAAGUGCUUAGUCUGGGAUUAUGACUCCAGGGGAAAGCAUGACUUCAUUGGCGAAUUCUACACCAAUUUCAAAGAAAUGCAAAAGAUUUCCUUGGAAAACAAGUUCACAUGGGAAUGCAUCAAUCCAAAAUACAAAGUAAAGAAGAGGAACUACAAGAACUCUGGGCUGGUUAUUCUUAGCGAUCUCAAGCUUCACAGAGUCUAUUCCUUCCUGGACUACAUCAUGGGAGGCUGCCAAAUACACUUCACAGUUGCUAUUGAUUUCACAGCGUCCAAUGGGGACCCUCGCAAUAGCUGUUCCCUACACUACAUCAACCCAUAUCAGCCGAAUGAGUAUCUGAAAGCUUUGAUAGCCGUAGGGGAGAUCUGCCAGGAUUAUGACAGUGACAAACGAUUUUCUGCUUUGGGCUUUGGGGCAAGAAUUCCACCUAACUAUGAGGUGUCUCAUGACUUUGCCAUCAAUUUCAACCCAGAGGAUGAUGAAUGUGAAGAGAUCCAGGGGGUUGUGGAAGCUUACCAAAACUGCCUCCCCAAGAUCCAGCUAUAUGGUCCCACCAAUGUGGCUCCCAUCAUCAACAGAAUAGCUAAACUGGCGGCAGGAAAAGAACCAAUUAAAGAUGCUUCUCUAUAUCAUAUCCUGCUGAUCCUCACAGACGGGGUGGUUACAGACAUGGCCGAUACGCGGGAGGCCAUUGUCCGGGCGUCCUACCAGCCUAUGUCCAUCAUCAUAGUGGGAGUAGGGAACGCUGACUUCACCGACAUGCAGAUUCUUGAUGGAGAUGAUGGAGUUCUGCGCUCACCCAAAGGAGAACCCGUCUUAAGGGACAUUGUCCAGUUUGUGCCCUUCAGAGACUUUAAAACGGCUUCACCAGCUGCACUGGCAAAGUGCGUACUUGCAGAGGUGCCUAAACAGGUAGUGGAGUACUUCAGCCACAAGGCGAUACCGCCCAUUAAUCCUGUGCUGAAUUCUACAACCAGCUCCAUUGCCAACACACCAGAAUAAGCCCUGUACAACCUCCACAGUACUGAAAAUGGUGAGAGCUGGGAUUGGGCUGUUCAGCCAUUACCACACAGUACACUGAUUACUAUGUCUUCAUAAAUAAGGUGUUUUUACAGACUGAGAAUUUGGAUCUUGGUGUCAGAUCUUGCCCUUGACACAAUGACUGCUCCCCCAGCAUGCAAACUGGAGCCCUUUUCCCUCUGCCUGCAUAAGGCUCCUCGGAAGGGCAAACAAAUCACUGAAUUCCCAUCAGGGCCACAGGCUUCUGAUCCCCACUGGCUCUUUUCAAAUGCACAAGGCCACCUCUGCAUUCUGCUGGUUUUCUAUGCCUUUUAGAGCUCUUUGAGGGCUCUGCCUGCCUGUGUGCUCUUUUCAUUUCUGGACUCCUGGAGGACUGGAGCAGAAAUGUUCAGAAGUAUACAAUGUAAAAAUAUUCCUAUAGAUUAUAACAUGUAAAUUGACUCUGAAAGAUUGAGGUAGCUUUUUGUUUUACCGGACAAAUAUGCAUAUUUUAGUGCAGACAUCAUCAUCACCUCGAUAAAAGUAAAGAUGAAAGUAAAGAUAAGGUGUGUGAAGAUUAAAUUGAGCAAUUUUAGUUUAAAGACCCCAUGGAAUCAAAAUGAGAAUUUUGUGGCUUUUUGUCCAUGUGUGUUUGCUUUGAGAUCAUCUAUAUGCUACAGUGGUUGACAAAAUGCACUUUUUUCUUCCAGGAAAACAGACCAAAAACAUUGAUGACAUGCUGAACUACGCAUAUUUUUGUUCAAUAAUAUCAGGGACAAGAAAGGAACGAAAACCGAAAAAUGAAAUUUGAAAUGAAAGUCCCUUUCAAUUGUUCCAGAGUGAAAAUUUUAUUUUUAAAUGCUGGUAACCAGUUAAUAACACUAUUACUUGUGUUCCAGUAAUAUUUUCAUGAAACUGAAGAGUUUAUCACAGUAAAAUUUCAGAAAUAUCAGAAAAAGCAAUCCGAAAAAGCAUGUGCUUUGAUUUCUUGAUUCAAGUCUUUA
Molecule: messenger RNA, 3068 nt
Organism: Myxocyprinus asiaticus (Chinese sucker)
Lineage: Eukaryota; Metazoa; Chordata; Actinopteri; Cypriniformes; Catostomidae
Product: copine-7-like
Exons: 16
Coding region: 388-2067 (559 amino acids)
Biological process (GO): cellular response to calcium ion
Cellular component (GO): plasma membrane
Molecular function (GO): calcium-dependent phospholipid binding
Source: RefSeq, a predicted model, not a curated record